UCCCCACACUGCCACCUAUCAGCAGGCCUGAUCUGGAGUUUGACCCCCACAAGUUGGCCAGAAAAUAUGUUUACUUCUCUCAAAAUAGGAAAUCCAACUGCCAACGUGAAAACAGACCCACCCAUUUUAACACACACAUAAAGUGUCCAGUUAACAAAAGUCUAUAUACAUAGUUGGGCAAAAGGAGGAAGUCCAUCUCAGACAGACACGCCGUAUCCUUAAGAAGGAAGUCAAAUAACAAGCCUGCAGGUCUUAACUGGGAAAAAGAUGGGAAACGAGCAGUCAGUAAACAUAGAAGAGCUAUCCAAGAAUGGGACAAUUCCUGAAAAGCAUGAGAAUGGAACCGUGAAUGGCAUCUCUAUAGAAGUCACGUCUGGCGGACUGGAGAUUAAUGGUAAAAGUGAAACUACAGUCUGCCAAAAUGGCAAGGUCCACUCUUUAAACUCUGCCAUACAAUCAACUGAUGUGAUCGGCAAAUCAGAGUGUCAACCUGAUAUUGUCCAAGCUGUUUCUGAAGUUCCUGACGCCAACAUCCAAGAUGUUUCUGAAGCCCCUGACGCCAAAAUCCAAGCUGUUUCUGAAGUUCCUGACACCAACACCCAGAAGGAAGAGGUCAAGAAAAGCAAAGGAGAAAAAGGUCGUCAUCAUUUUGGCAAACUGUUCAAAAAGAAAUCAGAACCUAAAGCUGAAGCUGAGACUGUUGAAGAAAAAGAAAAAGAGACACAGAGUGAAGAUCAAACGGAUGUAAGUGUUCCUCCCACUGAGCCACAGCAGGAGACGGCUAACCUAAACCAAGAGCCUGAAUCAUUAAAGGAGCCAGAGAGGGUGACUCCAGUCUCCAGUCCCAAGGAAGAAAACGUUCCUGAAACUGACAACGGAGACAGUGAGGCCGUGGAAAGCAAAGAGGAGAGUAACCCAGAAGAGAAUCCAGUUAUGAACUUCUUCAAAACCCUAGUGACCCCUACUAAAACGUCCAAAAAGGAAACGGCUACUCCCGAUGCCGCAAAAGAUAAGUCCCAGAAGGAGACCCAACCAGCGGCAACCACUACUGUUGCACAAAUAUCUGAACCGCCUGCAGCACCGAAAGGAAUGUCCGUCCCACCACCCCCACCUCCAGAGCCACCGAAAAUGGAAAUCAAAGGAGAGCCAACUGCCAAACCUGUAAAGGCCUCGGCGAAAGAAGAACCUAAAGCUGCUGGAAAGGAGCCUGUGUCCUCGAAAGGAAAAUCAGCCAAAGAUACUCUGAGCAAAUUAUUCCGCCAGAAGGAGACACCAGUGGAGGUGCCAGCGCCUGUUGUAGAAGUGCAGAUUCAAAAUGAGGUUGAACCUCAGGAGGCAGCAGCAGUGGGGGAAGAGCCCGUUGUAGAAGUGCAGAAGGUGGAUUCCUCAAAAGCUGACACCCAGGAGGCUGCUGCAAAACCAGAGCCACCACCACCUGCUCAGGAAGAGAAGAAAAGCGCCUCAAAAUCACCAUUCCUUUCUUUCUUCAAGCCCCAAGCUGCUGAGCCCAACAAGGUGACCCCGACCCCACCUGCAGCAGCGGAGGCAGCUCAAGCAGUUAAAGCCAAGGAGGAACCUAAAGUGGCAGCCAAGUCUUCAGAGCAAGCUGCAGAUAACAAACCAGCCUCUGUGCCUUCCCAAGCUGGCGAUGAUGCAGCCAGUGUGCCCAAAAAACUGGAAAAGAGGAACUCCAUUCAGCUAUUCUUUAAAAAUCUGACUCAGAAACGUCCUUCUACAGACGCCGGAGUCCAGACAGAGCCACUGACCGCUGCUCAAGGAGCUGAGAAAGCCAAAUGAGACCAGAAGCAACCCUUACGUUUUCCUGUACAGUCUCCUUCCCUCCUUCUCACUUGUACUCAGUCCUUCUUUUUCUCUCUUAUCGCCUUCUUGAAUCCCCUGAGUUACUUUGACUACUUUGUUUUUUAAUUGUUACUGCUUAAAAGUCACGAUAUCAAAGGUAAGGUUUUGGAAGAGUAAAGGAAAGUGGACAGAACAGUUAGCAGGGAGUUGAACUUGUGGAGAUUUAAAAUGGUCAAAGGUUGUUUGGACAUAUUUUUUUGUCACAUAAAUGUCUUGUCAGCAAUGUGACAUUUUCUACAGACAUUUAAAAUGACUUUUCUCUGUUUUGCAAUCUAACAUACUGGGCUUAUGCAAUAUAUAGUGCCAUGCUUUGCCUUGAACAACUAUUUUGUGUUAAAUCAAUAAAACUCAAUGUCAUAUAGGUUCUAUUUUUACACUUCACACCAGAGAAUUCACACAGUUCAGGUAAUGCAGUGGUUAACAUGAAGUACGUAGAUAUGAGUCAUAGAAAUGCUCUUAAUGGAGCUGGUCUAAGGAGUAUUAAAGUUUAUAUAGCAGAGUGUGCUUACAGAUUUUUGAACUCUAUGCAAGUUAUAUGUGGACUAAAACAAAAAGCUAUCUUUUAGCUUUAAUGGGACAUCACAAUCUCUACUGAUCUUUGGGGAACUGAUUGUAAAUACUCAACAAAUGCUUAAAAAUGCAUCCGAGGUAUUGAAAUGGUGUCUUUGUGCAAAUGUCUCCUUGUGAUAAGCUCUGCAUUACUCAUAAAUCACAACCGAGAAGCUUUUAUUUUGAUUUUAGCACUUUGUCUCGUGUCAACUAACAAGUCUUCCGGUGUAAGUAAACUGUGUCAGGCGUAUGUGCAAUUAAUGUGACGCUUUAGUUUGUCGUUAUGUAGUGUGCAUGUGAAACUUGAGCUAUUCUGAAGACAAUAAAUGCAAAUAAAUAUACCACA
Oreochromis aureus is the source of this 2755-nucleotide messenger RNA. RefSeq names its product brain enriched myelin associated protein 1 (gene bcas1). Lineage: Eukaryota; Metazoa; Chordata; Actinopteri; Cichliformes; Cichlidae. The coding region runs from base 268 to 1797 and encodes 509 amino acids. The transcript is spliced from 14 exons. Gene Ontology annotation, biological process: myelination. The record is from RefSeq and is a predicted model, not a curated record.